Molecule: messenger RNA, 429 nt
Organism: Effrenium voratum
Lineage: Eukaryota; Dinophyceae; Suessiales; Symbiodiniaceae
Source: the annotation of a GenBank genome assembly
AAGUUGGCUCGGUGAGAGGCUAGAUCCCAGGCACAAAUCCACCGCAUAGCGUUUUCCGCCAUGAAUGCGCACGCGCGCUCCAAUCUGCUGGCUGUGCUCCUGCUUGCGCUCUUCGCCUUCGCGGGACUCCGAGCCUUCGUGCCACCCCAGCAGCCACUGCGUGGUGCCAGCGCCGCGGCGGCUGUGGCAGCUGCCUCCGCUGCGUUGCCCGCGGGAGCGGCGGAUGAGUACCUGAACUACAACAUGACAGGCGAAUACACGCCUUUCAUGAUCAUCGGUUACUUCGGCCUGACCACCUUCCUCACGGCCUUUGCCUUCGGCUCGUACCUCAUCCUGACCAAGCUCAAGAUCAUAUGAGCGCACCAACUCUGCCGAGCGGAAUGAAUUUUCCUAUAUAGAGCCAGCAGCCUGAAGAGAGGGAAGUUGCAA